GCCCACUACCUGGUACAUCUGCUCGCUGGCCACACUUUGUUUUUGUUUUCAUCGCGAUUGGUACUCGGCAGCGGACGAUUUUCUGGCCAGCAAACUAAUUAAAGUGCAAUAAAAUGUGCGUUAGGCAAUUGCGGGCGUCUGGCGAACAAAAACAAUUUGGCGGCCGUGCGCGAUAAUCCCCCAGUCUUAUCGGCGGAAAAGGUUUCUGGGUUCAUCGCCAUUGAGGACGAGCGUGGAAAUUCCGAUUUUGUAUUAUGUUUGAUGCCCGCGAGACGCUUCCGCGAAACAAAAGCUGCCAAAAAUGAGCAUCAGCAGUUAGGCAUCUUCUGAUGGAUUCAAUCGCCUUGUGAGAUUCGGAGGGGGAGUGCAGAAGUAAAUUUAAAUUUUGUUUAUAUGAGCAAGCGGCGGUAUUUGCGAAUUUUGCCCUGUUCUCUCUUUCGCCUACGCUUCCUCUCACGUUACGCGCCUUCCAUUCACCCGAGUGUGUGUGUCUGGUGUGCUGGUGUGUGUGUGUGACAGUGACGUAAACAAAUGUAGAAAACGAAGAAGUGCAAGAAUUUGUGGAAUUCCGAUGUCGAUUCACGUGCCAGAGGCCAGAUAAACAAAUAAUUCAAGAUCGAAGCCAGUAGCUUCCAUAGCGAAUUGACACACAACGUGGUUUUCGGCCCUCUGUUUUGCGCCUCACAUUCGUUGCACUGGCCAGGCUCAGCUGUGCAAUUUUGCACUGGUGUUGGUGAGCGCAACACGUUUGUGUUGGAGAGAGACAGAAGAGCUGGAGUGGGAGUGUGAGUGUGAGCGGGAGCGGGGGAGUUUCUGCGUAAACUCCUCUGCCAGCGUCGGCAGCGUGCGUCAUUGAUGCGACAGAUAAGACGGUGACCUACUGAAAUGGCAGUCAAUGCCUGAUACCGAGCGAAGAGUCUGGAAGUGGGCUCCACCACCAACGCGUCUGAUAAUGGCCGGCUGCCCUGCCCCCAGCAGUCCACAUAGUCGGCAAAGUCGGGCGACACAAUGGCCAAGCAACAUGAAUAUUUAAAAAUUUGGAAACAUAUCAAGUGGCGAAAUGAAAAGUAAACAAUGCGAACCGAAAACUAGAAAUCAAAUUUAUGCGAGCGAAGCGAAAAAAUAUUUAUAUUCAUAGAGUCUACUGGACAAAUUAAAGCAAACUAAAGCGCCCAUGCUGCGGAAUCAAGUGCCAUAGAGACCUCGAGUGUAUGCAGGACUUCCGUUCUGCUUAGUCAAUACAAGCCACACACGCGACAUAUCUGCCAAUUAUUUGGUGAAGGACACAGAUGAACACAUAACCACCGACAGGCACCGAAGCUACACCAGGCCGCAAUAUGACAAUAUCGGACAGCAUCCAACAAAAUAGCAAUGCAAGUCGCAAAUAUGAAAAACUCAUUAAGCAGCCGCAGAUGCAAUUGGGAACCUCCGUGACCGGAACUCAAACGGAUGCGGAUGCGAGUGCGAAUGCUAUUGCGAAUGCGAAUGCAAGUGCGGAUGCAACUGCGGAUGCAAAUGCAAAGAACUUUGUCAAUUUCAAUAAGCAUUUUGGCAAUGGCCAUGCCACCACGGAUCGCACAAUGCUGCUGCCUUUGGAGGACGCUGGUGGCGCCGCCAGCAACAUUGUCACGUACAAGGGGAAAUCAAAUGGAAAUGGAUAUGGAAAUGCCGCUGGAAAUGCCGCUGGAAAUGGCAACGGGAGUGUCAGCCUCGAGUUUAACGGCAGUCCAACCUCAUCAAUGGCCGGUGGUAACCACCUGGCGGGCGGCGGCGGCGGGCUCGGCUCCUCCUCGGAGGCGGGCGGCUGGAUGUGCCAUUGUUGCGGCUUAAUUGCGCGUCGCUGCUUCGGCUUCAACGUCCGGAGAUGUGUCUUCGCUUUGCUGGCCAUCACGGUGGUUAGCAUUUUCUACUACACGCAUUACGUGGAUACGGGCGUUUUUAAUGGCCUCAUUCAGCGCGACACUCACCCCGCACCCAUUAUCAACUGCCGGAUGAUCAACUCGGGCGGGAAACACGUACGGGAUGCCUCUCCUGCACCGGAUCAUCGCUCCGAGGCCAGGCUGCGAAUCGAUCCAAAGGUCCUGGUCUUUGUGGAGACCACAUACUCCGGCCUGGGGCGGGACAUCGCCGAGCUGCUCGUCUACAAUCGAAUCAAAUACAAAAUCGAAGUGGCCGGCAAGAGCCUUCCAGUUCUCACCAAUCUGGACAAGGGCCGCUACGGCGUGAUUGUGUUUGAGAACCUGGACAAGUACCUCAACAUGGACAAGUGGAACCGCGAGCUCCUGGACAAGUACUGCCGCGAGUACUCGGUGGGCAUUGUGGGCUUCGUGAGUCCCAGCGAGGAGACCUUAGUGGGCGCCCAGCUCCGGGACUUCCCUCUCUUUGUCAACACAAACCUGAGAUUGAGGGAUGCCAGUCUGAACCCAGCGUCGUCGGUCCUCCGGCUAACGCGAGCGGGUGAAACGGCUUGGGGUGCCCUGCCUGGCGAUGACUGGGCGGUCUUCCAGCAUAACCACAGUACCUACGAGCCGGUGGAGUGGGCCCAGAGAAACACACAGGAGUACCCGGCGGACAGUGUGGGCCAAGUACAACUGCCCCUGACGACGGUCCUCCAGGAUCGCGGGCAGCUGGACGGCAUUCAGAGAGUACUUUUCGGCAGCAGUUUGCGGUUCUGGCUGCACCGGCUGGUAUUCCUCGACGCCCUCAGCUACCUCAGUCAUGGACAACUCAGUCUCAACCUGGAUCGUAUGAUCCUCGUGGACAUAGACGACAUAUUCGUGGGAGAAAAGGGCACAAGACUGCGGCCAGACGAUGUCCGGGCGCUGAUAGCCACGCAAAAAAACAUAGCCGCGAUGGUGCCAGGGUUCCGGUUCAACCUCGGAUUCUCCGGAAAGUACUAUCACCAUGGAACGAGGGAGGAGAAUCUGGGCGACGAUUUCCUGCUGCAGAACGUCCAGGAGUUCAAUUGGUUCUCACACAUGUGGAAGCACCAGCAGCCGCAUCUGUACGACAACCUGACGCUCCUCAUGGCCGAGAUGCAACUGAACUACGCCUUCGCCCUGGAGCACAAUAUACCCACGGACUCGGGGUACUCCAUAUCACCACAUCACUCGGGCGUUUAUCCCGCCCAUGAGCUGCUCUACCUGGCCUGGAAGAAGGUGUGGAACGUGAAGGUCACUUCCACGGAGGAGUAUCCCCAUUUGAGACCUGCCCGGCUGCGAAGGGGGUUCAUCCAUCGGAAUAUAAUGGUGUUGCCCCGGCAAACCUGUGGCCUGUUCACCCACACCAUGUACAUUGACCGAUAUCCCGGAGGGCGGGACAAACUAGAUGAAUCCAUACAGGGCGGGGAGCUCUUCCAGACCAUAGUCUACAAUCCCAUCAACAUCUUCAUGACUCACAUGUCCAACUACGGCUCGGACCGUCUGGCCCUGUACACAUUCCAAUCGGUGAUCAAGUUCCUGCAGUGCUGGACCAAUCUAAAGUUGGCCUCGGCGCCGCCAAUUCAGCUGGCCGAGAUGUACUUCCGGCUCCACCCCGAGGAGGUGGAUCCCGUCUGGGGCAAUCCCUGCGACGAUGUGCGGCACAAGAAGAUCUGGUCGAAGACCAAGAACUGCGACUCGCUGCCCAAGUUCCUGGUGAUCGGACCCCAGAAAACGGGCACCACAGCCCUGUACACAUUCCUCUCGAUGCACGGCAGUGUUGCGAGCAAUAUCGCCAGUCCGGAAACCUUCGAGGAGGUUCAGUUCUUCAACGGGAACAACUACUAUCGGGGCUUGGACUGGUACAUGGACUUCUUUCCGUCGGAAGCGAUGCCGAACACCACCUCUCCGAUGCCCACGCAGCUGGGAUCUCCUCGGUUCAUGUUCGAGAAGAGUGCCACCUAUUUCGACGGGGAGGCGGUGCCGAAGAGGGCUCACUCCCUGCUGCCGCAUGCCAAGAUUGUGACGAUCCUGAUAUCGCCGGCGAAGAGGGCCUACUCCUGGUACCAACACCAAAAAGCCCAUGGCGACGUGAUAGCCAACAACUAUAGUUUCUACCAGGUCAUAACGGCAGGCGACUCGGCACCGAGGGCGCUAAAGGACCUCCGAAACCGCUGCCUGAAUCCCGGCAAGUACGCCCAACACCUGGAGCACUGGCUGGCCUACUACCCGGCCCAGCAGCUGCACAUCAUCGAUGGCGAGCAGUUGCGUCUGAAUCCCAUCGAUGUGAUGAACGAGCUGCAGCGCUUCCUCAAAAUCCAGCCGCUGCUCGAUUAUUCAAAUCACCUGCGCUACGACGUGAAGAAGGGCUUCUACUGCCAGGCCGUCAGCGAGAAGCGCAAUAAAUGCCUGGGCAAGUCCAAGGGCCGUCAGUACCCGACGAUGGAUGAGCGCAGCGCCAAGCUGUUGCAGCGCUACUAUCUGAAUCACAACACGGCGCUGGUGAAGUUGCUCAAAAAGCUCGGCUCGCGGCCCAUUCCUCAAUGGCUCAAAGACGACUUGUCCACGGGCACGUGAUAGCAGCUGUUCCCGGGAGGAUUAGGAGGCGGGAUGGCAAUGGGAGUGACAGGCGGCGCAGGAGGCGGAAGAGGCGUAGGUGAAGGCGGAGGCGGAGGCGGAGGCGAAGGAGGCAUUAAAUAUCGCAAAUUGCGUGCAAAACUCAGGAAGCAGCUGCAUUGGCUGCAUCGUCUGGCGGCAGUGGCGGAGGCGGAAAACGUUGAGAACUCGUCGUCCCAUCUGACAGGAUGAAAACACGGCAGAUACACCACGAGGAAACAAAAAUUCUAACCAUAAGCUGCAGAUGUAGAAAAAAAGAUAGAAUAGAAUUAGAAAAAAGAAUCCGUAACAUAAUUAGUCGCUUUUAACGUGCAUAAAUCCGUUUUGUUUGUUGCUGUUGCAGCUAAUUAAUGUCCCUGCAGUUGUCAGCUAAAGUUGUACAGUCAGUGGUGUGGGAGUGUGUGUAAAUAGGCAUGUGUGUGUGAGGAUGUGCGCUAUAAUGUCGUCUGUUUGCGCAUUAUUAAUUAUCAUAAAUAAUAUCAUGAGGCAUCAUGAAUAAAUGCAUAAAUGCGCUUUGUUAGUUGUUUAAUGUUUAUUAGUUCGUAAUGGAAAAUUAAGCGCCUAAUUAAGUUUACGCAUAAUGCUCUGCUCUUUCGUUAUUACCUCAAUUACACAAAUUCAGCUCUCGGCGUCCUAAAGACUUUGAUCAGAGCACUAUAUCUAAACCGUACAUACAUGUGUAUAUCCCACGGCAGCUGAAAAAAUGAAUAAAAUAUCAUUUGUGGGGGAGAGAAUUUUAUUUAAAUCCAUGCCAACAUUGUGAAAUCGUUCCAAUAGUCCGCGAGUGCUACGUAAUCCAUUCAAAUUUCUAAUUUCUAGAUUUAAACUAAGGCUGCCCUACGUCCUAAGUGUACCAUAAAUGUGUUUAGCAUUAACCUGUAAUAUUUCAGUUGCGUACUAAUUUAAUUAAGCAAAGCUCUAAUGUAUAGUUGGAUAAAUGCGUAAAUGUAAACUAGUUCAAGUUUAGAUUGGUAAUACGACAAUAAUAAAAGCGAAAAUUAUUGCAAGUAA
Molecule: messenger RNA, 5546 nt
Organism: Drosophila ananassae
Lineage: Eukaryota; Metazoa; Arthropoda; Insecta; Diptera; Drosophilidae
Gene: sfl
Product: bifunctional heparan sulfate N-deacetylase/N-sulfotransferase
Exons: 6
Coding region: 1338-4496 (1052 amino acids)
Cellular component (GO): Golgi apparatus
Molecular function (GO): deacetylase activity; heparan sulfate N-sulfotransferase activity
Source: RefSeq, a predicted model, not a curated record